UUAGUGCCAAAACAAAAACAACGAGUUUGUGAGGAUUUGGUUAUGUAUUAAUACCCAGUUCAACAUAAUUUUGUAUUUUUAUUAUGGGUGAUUAAAAAAUGUACCAUAACUGAACUGUCCAGUGAAUGUCUAAAUUUCCUAAAAAGAAGUAUUAAAAAGUCUGAACCCUUUCAGAAUUUAAUCAACCAUGUUGGCCGAUGUUCCCGAUGUUUUGAAACCAAGCCAACAGGCUAAUUUAAAUGCUGAUAUUAAAACAGAUGAAUUCGGGCCUAAUUUUAAAGUUAUCUUGAUCAAUGACCAAGUACGAGAGCUUCAAACUGUAAUACGAGAUAGAAAUACUAAUAGAAGUGACUUUGUGUUUUAUGCUGAUCGUUUGAUUCGUUUAGUUGUUGAAGAAGGACUAAACCAAUUGCCUUAUAAGCGAUGCACAAUCACAACUCCAACAGGUGGAACUUAUGAAGGGCUGAAAUAUUUAAAAGGCAACUGUGGAGUCAGUAUUGUAAGAAGUGGUGAAGCAAUGGAACAAGGUUUAAGAGAUUGUUGUCGUUCUAUUCGAAUUGGAAAGAUCUUAAUUCAAAGUGAUGAGGACACACAUGAAGCUCAUGUUGUGUAUGCAAAAUUCCCAGAAGAUAUUGCCUCAAGAAAAGUUCUUUUGAUGUAUCCUAUUAUGAGUACAGGUAAUACAGUUAUCAAGUCUGUAAAAGUUUUAAAAGAUCACGGAGUUAAAGAGGAUAAUAUAAUUCUUCUAAACCUAUUUUGCACACCUCAUGCUGCUAAUUCUGUUAUGAAAGCAUAUCCGGCCAUGACUAUUUUGACUUCUGAAGUUCACCCAGUGGCUCCGAACCAUUUUGGGCAGAAAUAUUUUGGAACUGAUUGAAAUCCUACAAUUUCUGUAGGCAUAUGAAAGUUUAUUGCAUUUAUCUGUGAUGCAAAUUGGAUUAUUAGAAGAUAAGUGUUCUGUUUUUUACAGUUUAUGUGUUCAUUUAUUUAAAUAUUUUUUCAGAUUGUUUGAAAUAAACUACAAUAAAUGUUGACUAUUUUUGUGUGCA
Argiope bruennichi is the source of this 1049-nucleotide messenger RNA. RefSeq names its product uracil phosphoribosyltransferase homolog (gene kri). The coding region runs from base 188 to 877 and encodes 229 amino acids. The transcript is spliced from 8 exons. Lineage: Eukaryota; Metazoa; Arthropoda; Arachnida; Araneae; Araneidae. The record is from RefSeq and is a predicted model, not a curated record.